UUCUUCUUGCCACAUACACUCACACACGCACGCAUAAUAGAUUAUUUGUAUAAAAAGUUAUUGCGAAAAGAUAAGUGUAGCAACGUAUUCUUUUUUAGUUUGCACCUUAAGCAAUCGCCACCCACAAGCAUACUCAGGAGCUUGUAAAUGACAAGCAAAACAAACUGAUUGAAUGAGAUUCCAAUAGGACGCAUAGUGCGAAAAAAAAAUAACGCACUGGCACGCUCACAACGAGUGCGUCCUUGCCUUGCCGAGAUAUGGACAUGACGGCCAGGGUACGGCAUGAUGAACAUUUACCAUGCAGAUGUGUAGCGUGUAGAGUUGCCGAAGAGGAGGCAAUUGCUCUGUCCUAUCGACAUGUCGGACCACCACCCCCUCACAGUCCAGAAAUGGCAAACUUUCUGGCGCACCAGCAACAUCUACAGCAUCAGCAGCAGCAACAGCAACAGGGGCAGGCGCAAGGACCUAUAAUGUGGCCAUCACCACCACAGCCACCGCACAUGGGAGUGCAAUAUCCGCAACGCCACGUUCCUCAGCAUGCCCAUCAUCAUCCGCAUCCACAACAUGCUCAUCAGCCUCAAGUGCCACCACCGCAAUCACCGCCAAAUUCGAAUGUUUUCAACGAAUACGUGGCCUACACAGCUGCGCCUGGUCAACCCGAAACAUACUCUGUGCUGCCUGUCGGUCAUGGCAAUUUUCUCAAAGUCUAUCACUGUCCGGAGAACACUGUCAACGAUGUUUUCGCUCAGCAAACUGCCGCCGCCGCCGCCAACUUUUCUCAUAUCAACAUGACGCCACUGAACCACCAACAUCCGCAACAUAAGCACCCCAACUCACAUCACCAAGCAAAUGCUGCAGCUGCUCAACAACAACAGCAAGUUCAGGUGCAAUUACAGACGCAGGCAACACCAGCGCAGCAGCAAACGCCUCCAAUGCCAACACAGCUUUACGAGCUCUUUGCCACCAACCCAUUGCUGCCUAAGCCCGAUGUGCAUAUAGCCACGCAGCUGCAACCAUCAGCACAGCAGCAGCAACAGUCGCAGCCGCAAUGUCAAUACUUAGACGAGGCUGCUGUGAACGUGGCUACUGACGCUCAAGUCUCAACAGCAACGGUUGCUGCGCCAAGCAAUAAUGCCAAUGUUUUUAUCAAUAAUCUUGUAAGCAAUUGGUCGCCCAAUUUAACAGGCGGCAGUUACAUACAAUUUACUGGCGAUGGAUCUGAGACGGUACAGGUCUACACGGAUGACUCCAGUUUGACAGCAGCCACAUCGCCGCAGAUGCCAGCAACUGUUCCAACAGCCGCAGCACAACCAAUUUCACCUGUUAAGCUGCAGGCAGAGUAUGCGACGCCAAAAAUUGAGCAGGCAGCAAACUGUAAUGAAACAAUAGAAGCAACAACAAAACGAACAGUAGCGCCCACACCAACAGCAACAUCAACAGCAACGGUUACUGCCAUGAAGAAGGCGCCCAUUGUGGUGCCAGGUCAGCCCGAGGGCAAGAAACGCAUUGUGGCCGAGGUUAAACCAAUGCCGCUGUCCUACUCGGAUGUUUUGAGCAAGGGCAGCUUGCUGCGUCCGCCUAACGCUACGCUAUCCAAUGGCAACUUGGGUGAGGCACGUGCAGCAAACACGGAAAAUGGGCAUGGCACGCAUGGGCAGCGACGACACGGCAAGGAUGAUGUCAAUGGCAAUGGAGCUGCUAACAAUAGUCGUGAAAUGCGUGCGAAUGUCAAGCGCUCACCGUUGCAUGAGCCCAAGGAUAUGCCAAGCAAUAACGCUGGACAACGCUCUAAGAAACGUUCAACAAUGACGCAAAAGCCACAACAACUGACACAACCAAUGCAGCAGCAGCAAGCAGCGCAGCAGCAAACAGCGCAGCAGCAGCAACAGCAACAGCAACAACCGCAAGUGACUUUAAAGAGCACGAAGCCCAUGCAGGAGAAGAAACGUUCGGCACAGCUUAAGCUUAACAAUAGCAAUGGCAAUGCCAAUGGCAGUAGCAACAGCUCGAGCAACAAUCUAAGCGGCUACGCCAAGACAAUCGAUAACAAGACAAACAACAAUGCUGCUGGCAACAACAGCAGCAGCAGCGGCAACAGCAGCAGCAGUAGCAGCCAAAAUUAUGCAAAUCGUAAGGCUGGCAACAACCGUAACAGUUCCAACUCCAAUAACUACUACUCGAAUGCCAACAACACGGCUGGCAAUCAUCACAACAAUGGCAGCAGCAGUAAUGUCAACUCAACAGGUUCAUCAUCGAAGCGCUAUGCCACUGCAACAAAUACGAAUUUAAACUCUAAUGCCGGCUCCUAUUCGUAUUCCUCGAAACGUAAUCGCAGCGUUGGCUAUGCCUCAUCGAAUUCACCAUCGCAUGCCAGCCUUGCCUCGAAUCGCAACUACGAGUUGGCCAAGCGCAUUUUGCACACUUGGUGGAUAUAUACGCUAAAGCUGCUCACCUGGCUCUUCUAUUUGGUAUACGAUAUUGUUGUGCUUGGCUGCAGCAUGGCCUAUGAACGUCUGACAGCAGCUUAUGUGGCCGGUGUGGCUUAUGCGCGUCAAUUGCACAAGGAGCUGCGGCAGAAUUCGGGCAAGCCAAGCAUUUGGUGGCGCAACUAUUGGCGUAGAUUCGAUGCACGUUUCAAGAAGAACUCGAAAUGGGCGUUCUGGCGACGUUUCUACAAGCGCAAGCAGCCCGAAGCUAGCUCCGAAUCCUUUAAAACAGGCAGACUGCCACAAACAGGCGAAGAGGCCAUGUACUCGCUGCUUAACUGCAAGGGCAAGGAUGCCUACAGCAUAUUAGGCGUGCCGCCAGACAGUUCGCAGGAGCAGAUACGUAAGCACUAUAAGAAAAUUGCUGUGCUUGUGCAUCCAGACAAGAACAAGCAGGCGGGCGCUGAGGAGGCAUUCAAGGUGUUGCAGCGUGCUUUUGAAUUGAUUGGUGAACCGGAAAAUCGUCUUGCCUAUGACCAAAGCAUUGCCGAAACGUUGCACGCGGAGAAGGCAUGGACGGAAUUACACGAUUUGCUAUCGCAGUUGCAAACCAAAAUGACCGAGGCGGCCAAUACUAUAAGAUGCAGCACAUGUGCACAGCGACAUCCCAGAAAGCUAACCGAACGUCCACACUAUGCGGCGCGUGAGUGCGCUUCGUGCAAAAUACGCCACUCGGCAAAAGAUGGCGACAUAUGGGCAGAGACUAGUUUCUUGGGCUUGCGCUGGAAGUACUUGGCGCUUAUGGAUGGCAAAGUGUACGACAUUACCGAGUGGGCAAACUGUCAAAAGGGCGCGCUGGCGCAUUUGGAGCCUAAUUCGCAUAUGGUGCAAUAUCGCAUUGUGCGUGGUGCACAGCAGCAACAACAGACGCAGGAGCAACAGCGGCAGUACCAGCAACAACAUACGCCACAUACACAUCCAGAGCUGUCGCAACAACAUGGACAUCAUGCUGGCGUACCUGGUAGCGGUGUUAGCGAGGCAACUCUGCACGAGUUUCUGGACAAUUUGUACAGCGGGCAGCAUCCGAGCGCUUCGAAUGCCACGCCCUUUGCAGGCAAUACACGUCGUCGCACGCGCCGCAACUGAACAAGUUGAUUUUAAAAUCUCUUAUACCAGAUGUAAUAGCUGCUUACCUUCCCCAUUGUAGUUGAACGCUCGCUGAGACAAGCAACACGCGCUAGAAGCAACAACUUCUCAACUUCUACUACUUUUGUAAUUUUCUUUGUACUUGUCAUAACUAAACAUAAAUUCAGAUUAUUGCCUAUCACUUAAGUAAUUUACAUACAUACAAUAUAUAUUAUGUAUAUUCGAUUAUAAAGUUUCUGCAAACCGUUCAUGGACAGCUUAGCACGCUUAGGUUAGAUUUAAGUUGCAAUUGUAAAUCCAUCCGAGUCUUAUGCUCAAUUGCAACCGAAACAACAUAUAAAUAAAAUCUAUAUACUAGACAGCAA
Molecule: messenger RNA, 3937 nt
Organism: Drosophila busckii
Lineage: Eukaryota; Metazoa; Arthropoda; Insecta; Diptera; Drosophilidae
Product: transcription factor mef2A
Exons: 7
Coding region: 258-3572 (1104 amino acids)
Molecular function (GO): dopamine receptor binding
Source: RefSeq, a predicted model, not a curated record